Camelina sativa (false flax) is the source of this 1510-nucleotide messenger RNA. RefSeq names its product multiple organellar RNA editing factor 1, mitochondrial. Gene Ontology annotation, cellular component: mitochondrion. Lineage: Eukaryota; Viridiplantae; Streptophyta; Magnoliopsida; Brassicales; Brassicaceae. The record is from RefSeq and is a predicted model, not a curated record. Gene Ontology annotation, biological process: mitochondrial mRNA modification; cytidine to uridine editing.
CUAAUUUCAUUUUUCGCUAAAGCUUCCAGAAACUUUGAGACUCUUCAUCAUUUCUCUCUCUCCGGCAUCGAUGGCUAUGUUAUCUCACCGUCUCCGACGAGCUUUACUCACGGCGACUUCCUAUGUUAACCGAUCAGUUUCUCUCUCCCCAGCAUCCAUUGCACCAUCGUCCGAGUUCCAUUCUGUGUCUUCUUCUGUGUUACAGAGAUCUGUUUUAGGGAGAUCGACUGAAGUAGCCACUCUAGCUCCGGCGAGACUGUAUUCGACGAGGCAGCUGAAGCUUUACAAAGAAGGCGAUGAGAUAACGGAAGACACUGUGUUGUUCGAAGGUUGUGAUUAUAAUCACUGGCUUAUCACUAUGGAUUUCCCCAAGGAUGAUCCUAAGUCUCCUGAGGAAAUGGUCUCUACUUAUGAACAAACUUGCGCUCAAGGACUUGGUAUCAGUGUGGAAGAGGCCAAGCAGAGGAUGUAUGCUUGUAGCACAACAACUUACCAAGGUUUUCAGGCAAUCAUGACUGAACAAGAAUCAGAAAAGUUCAAGGAUCUACCCGGAGUGGUUUUCAUAUUGCCAGAUUCCUACAUUGAUCCCGUGAACAAAGAGUAUGGAGGAGACAAAUACGAGAAUGGAGUGAUCACACACAGGCCACCACCAGUUCAGAAUACCAGAAUGAGACCCCGUCCUAGGUUUGACCGUUCAACAGGAGGAGGAGGUCCUCAAAACUACCAAAGAAACCCACAGUAUGGUCAGCAACCACCAAUGCAAGGUGGUGGAGGGAGCUAUGGUUCUCAACAGAGCUAUGGCCCUCCAGGACAAGGUCAGGGAACUCAAGCGCCUCCACCUCCAUAUCAGGCAGGUUACAACCAAGGCCCGAGAUCUCCACCACCUCCAUAUCAGGCAGGUUAUAAUCAAAGCCAGGGAUCUCCAGUGCCUCCAUACCAAGGGCCACAAGGCAGUUAUGGUCAAGGCGGAUCUGGGAACUAUAACCAAGGGCCACAAGGAGGUUACAACCAAGGAGGACCUAGGAAUUACAGUCCACCGGGAGCUGGAAACUAUGGUCCUGCACCGGGGGCUGGAAAUACCAGUUAUGGUCAGCCUGGUCAUGGUCAGGGAUAUUCUGGAGCUGGAAAUACCAGUUAUGGUCAGCCUGGUCAGGGAUAUUCUGGACCUGGACAAGAGCAGAAUCAAACAUUUCCACAGGCAGAUCAGAGGAAUCCAGACUGGAACAACAAUAAUCCAGCAGGCCAGCCCGGCCCUGAUCAAUUUCCACAGGGAAGAAGAUACUAGACAGAGAGUUAUGAUGCAUGUGAAUUGAGCUGAAAUAAGGAGAGGAGUGUCCAAGGCCUUUUAUUUAAGCUUUAUAGUAAAUAUUUUUUAGUCAUCUUCUUCUUUGUAAGACACUAGUGUGCCCCUUUUCUCCAAAGUUGAGCUUGAUGAACGUUGUUGGUUGCAUCUGUCAUUUAGAAACACUCUUGCAAAACGUUCUUUCUGAAUCUAAUCUGCUUGAUUUUA